Molecule: messenger RNA, 978 nt
Organism: Vicia faba (fava bean)
Lineage: Eukaryota; Viridiplantae; Streptophyta; Magnoliopsida; Fabales; Fabaceae
Source: the annotation of a GenBank genome assembly
AUGGAUAAUAAAAGCUCUGCAGACUCUUCAUCUUCGGAUAGAGAUAACUAUCUCAGACACCUCAACAAGCUUUCUCACAAGAUCUCAAAACCCAUUCUCAACAUCAACAACAACAACAACAACAAAAAAACCUCUUCUUUCGAACAACAACAACAGCCUCAAAUUCACAACAAUAAUCCUCUUCAUCAAAACCCACAACAUCAACCACCUGUUUACAACAUCAACAAAAACGAUUUCAGAGACGUUGUUCAAAAACUAACGGGCUCACCUGCGCACGACCGUAUCUCAACACCGCCUCCCAUUCAACAACCCAAACAACAAAGCUCCCGCCUUCAACGUAUCCGUCCUCCUCCGUUACCUCACAUCACUAACCGUCCACCGCCGUUACUUAACAGUAACUCCCGUCCUCAUCUUCCGCCGUCGCAUAACUUUAACUUUAACGGUCUUAACUUUAAUCAGAGCUUUCCUGGCUUUGGUAGACCUCAAGCACCGUUAUCUCCGUUGCCGCCGUUUCCCACCGUUCACGCCGCUGCUGAAUCUCCUAUCUCCGCUUACAUGCGCGAUCUGCAGAAUUUUGUCUACACCAUGGAUUCCAAAAGCUUCUCUGGAUUUUCUCCUUUGCCUCCUCCUCCUCCUCCUCCUCAUCCGGUUUCAUGGCAUCAACCUCAACCAGAACAAGAACAACAACAACAACCACAACCACAGCAGGAACCGGAACAACAAGAGAACCAACCCCCGCCGCAACAGGUGGUUGCUCCGCCUGCUCAGCUUGCUCAGUCUCUAGUGGCUCAACCACAGUUACCGUUUCAGAUGCCGUCUUCUCCCGUUCCUUUUGGUUGUUUGAAUUCACAGCUUGCAUCUUACCCUUUGUUGUCACCUGGAUUAAUGUUUUCCCCAAAUUCUGCUAAUUUAGGGUUUCCUCAGCUUCCUCUUUCUCCCACCGUGCCGGCUUCGAGUCCGCGAUGGAGAGAAAUUUGA